This is a messenger RNA of Coffea arabica (coffee), 5627 nucleotides long. RefSeq names its product red chlorophyll catabolite reductase, chloroplastic. Gene Ontology annotation, cellular component: chloroplast. Gene Ontology annotation, biological process: chlorophyll catabolic process. Gene Ontology annotation, molecular function: red chlorophyll catabolite reductase activity; zinc ion binding. NCBI's taxonomy places the organism in Eukaryota, Viridiplantae, Streptophyta, Magnoliopsida, Gentianales, Rubiaceae. The record is from RefSeq and is a predicted model, not a curated record.
CACACAGUCCCAUCUUCUCUUCGACCUUAUCCUGCAAACCCAUCUUCUACAACCGUCGUCAGAACCCGUGUAUCCUGCCUAUCAUCAUCUUCAUCAUCACCAAGAAUGGAUCCUCAGACCAAAUUCAUGGAAUUCCCACAUGUAUCCGCCCCAAUCAGGGACCUAAUGCUGGGACUUGUAUCUUCGGUAGAAACCCAUCUGGGCUCUUCUCUUCUCCCUUGUUCUCUUCCACCUGAUGUGCAGUACUAUCAGAACCCCAAUGGCAAUGCUGAAGGCACCGUCUUUGUCAGAUCCGCCAUUCCCUCUUCCCCUGUUGAUUUUAUAUUGGGAAGCUGGAUUAACUGCAAGCUGCCAUCCGGAGGAGCCUUGAACAUAGCUAGCCUUUCAACCUAUUUGAAACCCUCAACUAAUGCCCCAAAUUUUUUAAUUGAGGUGAUCCAGAGUACUCCAACAUCUCUGGUUCUCAUUCUUGAUAUGCCUCCAAGAAAAGAUCUUGUCCUAUAUCCUGAAUACCUCAAGACAUUUUACGAGGACACUGAAUUGGACAGGCACAGGCAACUUCUUGAGAAGCUGCCUGAGGUAACGCCUUACUCUUCCCCUUCUCUGUAUAUCCGAGCUCUUAUCUCUCCAACAGCUAUUCUUGUUCGCAUAGAAGCUGAAGCUGGUGAAAUAACGAGAAUAGACGAGAUAAUUCGAGAUAAUUUGAGUCCUAUUGCUAAUGAAAUGAUCGAGGUAUGGUUAAGUUUGUGUGCAUCUGUGGAUAAAGAAGUGGGAGAGGCUGAGAUGGCUUACUUGGAAAAAAGGGAUCUAAUUACGAAGACAAAGACUAUUGAGAUUGAUCUUGGCACCAACAUUCCAAGAUUGUUUGGGCAGGAAAUUGCAGACCGAGUUUUAGGAGUUUUAAGGGGAGUUUUCAAUGUUUGAUCCUGCUAGUCCUGUGACUCCUUGUACCGAAUAACAAUUUUAACUAUCUCGUGUACUGUUUGUAUUAAGUUGUAGAUAAUUUGAUUGCUGUAAUUAUUAUUUAGGAUUGUAGCAUGUAAAAGUGCAGAAGUAAGAUAUUACAUACACAAUGUAUUUAUUUAUCUGGUAUGUGUGAACUACUCUACAUUUACUGGGUUUCGAAGCUCCAAGAGUCUGGUAGCAAAAUGGACUGUUCCAGAAAUCUAUGUGGCUGCUCUGCUAUCCUUCCUCCUCUUCAUGAUCCACAAUCUCGUUCACAUCAGAGCACUACACUAUAUCUUACCAAACCCUCUCCUCUUCUUGGGUCUCCAAAAAUUUUUCGAGAAUCCAUCCAAGAAAGCUUUCUGAGCUCAAUUCCUCCAAUGGCUACCCUCUAAAUGCAGUUUCUUUGCAAAAUGUUGAAUGUCAAAGCCCUUUGCAGAAAAACUACCUUUUCCAAAGCCUGAGAAGCAGAGACCACUCUCAGCAUAACUGUUGGUGCUUCAGGGGGCACUUUCCAAGAAGAAGAUUUUUUCUGCAGUAUGUGCUCCUUUUUAUGAAGAUUUUCUACCUGAGCUUCCAUUUCUGUAUUGAUUUUCGUUUAUUUGGUCAUCUAAGAUUUUCAAGGCCUAGAUAGUAGAGAACGUAAUUAUUAUUGUCACACGGUCUGGUAAACCUGUUCCCGAAUGUUGUUUGCUAACCAUAAUUGUGCAAAACUUCAUUGUCUUUGGUUAUGCUCGGACCAAAAUAACUGAUGAGGAGCUGAGAAGCAUAAUUAGCACAGCCUUGACAUGUAGAAGUUGACAAAAGAGAAAAUUGCAAGGACAAAAUGGAACAACUUCUUAUGAAAUGUUACUAUGACAGUUUGGAGGGCACCUUUGCAGAACGGGAAUGCAAGCUCAAAGAGAAAGAGAAUUGACCAUUAGCUGGAAAAGGAAGCUGCUGAGAAUCUGCUAGUGGUUCAAUUCUCAAAUCUGGUUUUGGAGCCUGUUUGGUCUAGAAUUUACAUAAGCAAUGAGCAAUUUAUCUUCCCUAGUACCCAGGGAUGAGGAGGAGUAUGGAUGCUCAUUAUUUACAGUUAAGAUGCGGCAUGGUGGUAGAAUUGAAGGGGAUAAAUAUAAGAGUUAUGUUGGUGCAGAGGUAGACUAUUUUGAUCUUUGUGAUGGUGAUAGAAUGUCAAUGCAUGAGAUUAAUGAUAUGGUGAAAGAGUGUGGCUACAACAAGGAUGUCAUAUUGUACUAUUAUCUUGAUCCAAGAAGUGAUAUCAACAAUGGAUUGAAAGAACUCCAAACUGACGAGCAUAUCAGAUAGUUUUGUAGUUGGGUGGAGCAGUUCAAGUUGAUGGAAGUGAUAUGCGACCAUGUUCCAGAUGACGAGGUGUUAAAAAUUCAAACAAAAACCAUCGUAGAGCCACCGGAUGUGCACAAGUCUACAGUGAUCGUUGAGGAAAUUGAUGAUGGGGAGGAACGUCAAACAAUGAAUGCGUGUAAUAGUAAAUCUGUGAAGAAAAAGGGUAGAUUCCGUACACGAUCAUUUGCUGCUUUAGAGUGGAAGGAUAGCACUAUACAAAAAAAAGCAGUGCAUGAAGCUAUUGACCAAGGUGAUGCACCUACAAUUACAGCAGGCUUGCACUCAACUUCUGGAGAUGGUGAAAAUGAGGGAGAAGGAGGCGAGUGUGAUGAUGGGGAUGGAACAUGUGACGAGAGGGAAUUUGAACAAUACACAGAUUAUUAUCGGGACGAUGAAAUGUAUGAAACACAAAGUAUGCAGCAGCCUCCAACACAAUGUGGUCAACCACAUGAAACUCAUGCUGAGUCAAGUGAAAGGCAGCUAGAAAAUGAAAUUGAUAUUGGCGAAGGAGAUAGUGAAAGGCAGCCAAGUGAGCAACCUAGCCAGGCAGGAACUCAAGCAUCAAAAAUUACAAAUUUGAGGAGUUCUAGGUUGAGCAGCAAAUGGAAAGGUGAUGUCACAGCUGCUGAAACUACACGGGAAAGUGAAGACCGUGGCCCCCAAACUACACAGCAAACACGGGCAACCAAUGCUAGCAAUGAAAAUCCACUUUUGAAUGAUGGAAUGGAGAUGGAACUCAACAGCAAUAAUGGGUCGUCUGACGAGGAAAUCCAAGAGGUAAACAUGAAUUAUACUAACUUUGAUAUGGAGAAGUUUAUGAAAAAUCCUGAAUUUGAGGUUGGUAUGAAAUUUGGAAGUAAGGGUCUGUUUAGAGAAGCUAUUAGGAAUUACUCGAUUCUUACUGGGAGACCCGUAUUUAUGUACACAAAUGACAAAUCUAGAUUGAGGGCAAAAUGUGUGGCACCCUGUCCGUGGUUUGUGUAUGCUUCUAAAGUUCCAGCAUUGAACAACUCAGAUUUUGUUUUGAAGACAUUGAAUGAUGUUCACAAUCAUUGCAGUCAUGCCUGGAAAAAUAAACACAUGUCUACCUCUUGGCUGGCAAACAGAUAUGAAGAUCAAAUAAAGUCAAAUAUGUAUAUGCCAGCAAAGCAAAUUAGGCAGGCUGUGGAUGAACAAUACAAGUGUGAGAUUAGUAGAAGUAUGGCUUACAAGGCAAGGACUAAGGCUAGGAAGAAUAUUAAGGGAAGUGUAGCAGAACAAUAUGCUUUUGUUUGGGAAUAUGCUGCUGAAUUACAGAGGACCCAUCCAAAUACAACAAUUGACAUUCAAUACAAUCCGAGAAAUGAUCCUGAUGAGAGACCUACAUUUACCAGAUUCUAUUGCUGUUUAGGACCUCUCAAAAAGGGGUUUAAUGAGGGUUGUAGGCCCAUUAUAGCACUUGAUGGGUGUCACACAAAAGGAGCAUAUCUGGGACAAUUGUUGACAGCUAUUGGGACAGAUCCCAUUAAUGGAUGGUGACCCAUUGCUUGGGCUGUUGUUGAAAAGGAGGAAAGAGAGCAGUGGCAUUGGUUUCUGAGCUUAUUGAUUAAAGACUUACAAAUAGCCACUGCCAGCAGUCAUUACACAUUUAUUUCGGACCAACAAAAGGGGCUUGAUAGUGCACUUUUGGAACUUCUUCCAUAUUGUGAACACAGAUUCUGUGUUCAACACAUGUACAGGAAUUUCAAGAAAAAACAUCCUGGGCAGAUUUUAAAAGAUAGACUAUGGAGCAUUGCAAUAGCUACAACUGUUGAGUUGUAUGAGGCAGAACUUGAUGACUUGAAAGAGUAUGACCAGCUUGCAUAUGCAUGGGUCAAAAGGGCACCACCACCACAGCAUUGGUGUAAGGCGUUCUUUCCUCAUCAUGUUAAAUCUGAUAUGUUAGUUAAUAAUCUCUGUGAGACGUUUAAUGCAAAAAUAUUAGAAUACAGGGAUUUACCUAUUAUUGGAAUGAUGGAAGGAAUUAGGGAGUAUUUAAUGGGUAGAAUAGGAGAUAGGGCGGCUUGGAUGAAAAAAUGCCCUGGUGCUGUUGGUCCAACUAUUAAGGAGUUGAUUGAAGAGAGGGCAAAACAGUCUAGGAAAUGGAAAACUGUGGCAAAUGGUGAUGGGGGUUAUCAAGUCAAAGGGCCUAAAGGGGAACAAUAUGCUGUAUAUGUACAAGAAAGAACAUGUACUUGUAACUUAUGGCAAGUUAGUGGCCUGCCAUGCUGCCAUUCCAUUGCAGCACUUCAUAGAAUGAAUGAGGACCCGUGCAUGUAUACUGAUGGGUGUUACUCCAGGGAACUAUUUUUAAAAAUUUAUGAGAAUAUCCUCUACCCUAUCAGUGGAAAAGCACUUUGGCCAACUAGUACAAAUCCGGUGUUAGGCCCCCCAAUACCAUGUGUGCAAGCGGGAAGACCUAGAAAGGCAAGAAGAAAAGAUGUUAAAGAGAAUAGAAGCCACUCUGGGUCACAAAAUGCAACUGUCCACAAAAUGAAAAAACAUGUUGUUAUGCAUUGUAGAAACUGUGGUUUGGCAGGUCAUAAUCGAGCUACAUGCAAAGCUCAAGAUGGUGCUGAAACUGAGCAUUUAAGACAGCAAAAUGCAACUGGCCAACCAAACAAAUUUGUAGCUUCGGGUUGUAGUGAAGAGGAUGCUGUUCCCAAAUCUAGAGAAGAGAGUGUUAUGCAUGAAUCUGGUGAACAGAAUGCUGAAAAUGUUGACGUUGAAGUUGGCAAUUUUUUCCAACAAUAUGAUAAUAUUGCUGUUCAGCCAUCAACUUUAGAAGGUGCACAACAAUCAAUGGAAGGAGCAAAUGUUGCUGCCGAAGGUGACACUAGUAAUCCAACAGAGAUGUUGAGGACGAUUGCCAGUCCAACUAAUAAGAGGCAAAUUAGAAAGAUAAAGACCCCUGUCCGGCGAACUCGACCAGAUGCUCCCAGAACAAAAAUAGGUCAAAAAGAUCCUCGUCCGGCUGCAUCUACUGAUAAUACGCAGAAAAGGGUGGUCCAAAAAAAGAGAAAAUUGACGGAUGCCGAAAAGGGUGCGAUCAAUGCCAAUUAUGCAUAUUUGGGAAAAAAACCACCAUUCAAGGUUGGAAAUUGGGCAGGAAGAUCAUUUGGAAGAGGACGUGCAACUUAAUGAUAAACUGUUAAAUAACUUUUGUAGUCUUUUUGUAAAUCUUUUUGUAGAUCAUUGGGCAGGAAAAUGUAAUAGGUUUUUGUUGCCAUUUUGUGGGAGUCAAACAUACCUUUUGUCCACCUAUUGUAAUACAACCAAUUCUGAUCCAAUGCAAUGACUCUUUUAUUUGCCAUUCA